Magallana angulata is the source of this 3569-nucleotide messenger RNA. RefSeq lists its product as uncharacterized. Lineage: Eukaryota; Metazoa; Mollusca; Bivalvia; Ostreida; Ostreidae. The transcript has 31 exons. The record is from RefSeq and is a predicted model, not a curated record. The coding region runs from base 113 to 3244 and encodes 1043 amino acids. Gene Ontology annotation, biological process: sphingolipid metabolic process. Gene Ontology annotation, cellular component: lysosome.
UAGAAACUCAUAUGAUCUCACAGGCGGUCAUAUCAGAGAUAAUUCAUUAUAAACCUGUUCACAUUUACUUUAGCGAAGUGAUAUUUAGAGACAUCAGUUCCCAAAAAAAACAAUGCUCAGAAAUAUCAUUGCAGUUUGUCUGCUUACAUUUGCAACAGCUGCACCGAAUAUUCGCAAUGACUUAAUGACGUGUGAGAUAUGCCAUGUAGCAGUUCAUGACCUUCAAAAGCUCAUGGCGGAAAACGCUACACAGGCAACGAUUGAGCAGAGGUUGCAAGACAUCUGUGAAAGGCUCACAUCCCACGUAGAUGAUUGUUUGGGUUUUGUCAAGUCCAAAGCUCCAGACAUAUUUAAAACAUUGUCACAAAAAAUGGAUCCAGAAACGAUCUGCAUUCUUCUAAAUGUUUGUCCAAAACCACAAGACCCUCGGGAAGAAAGACAAACAAUUAAAAUUGAUACCAAGAAGACAUCUGAAGAACAGGCUAGUCCAUUGGAAUGCGAAAUUUGCAAAUUACUUGUCACUGAAUUAGACAACUUACUGAAAGAAAACAAAUCUCAAGAAAUUGUCAUUGAAACUGUUAACAAGUUGUGCAGUGCUUUACCGGAAUCUUUCAAGAAAUUCUGCGAUGCCUAUGCACCAGAGAUAAUUGAAUUGAUUGUAUCUGGUGUGGAUCCAAAAAAAGCUUGUGACGAACUCAAACUUUGCUCUGAGAAAGAGAGAGAUCAUGCGGGAGCUAAAAAAAGCAAGAUACAGCAACUGCAAGAGGAUCCUAAAUGUGAAAUUUGCAAGUUGAUUGUCAAUGAAGUGGAUUGGUAUAUCAAACGGAAUGCCUCUUCAAAAUCUAUUAAUUCAACAGUAGCGAAAGUGUGCAACAAACUGCCAUCUGUUUUUAAAAUUCUGUGUACCUCUAUGGCUCCGGCUAUCGUAAAACAUCUGGAGGACGGAAUUGACCCAGCAUCCACGUGUGUUUACAUGAAACUCUGCACCCAAGAGACAGAACUCGUUGAAUUCAACCGAAAAGACGAGGCAAAUCCACUGGAGUGUGAAAUUUGCAAAUUAUUGAUCAAUGAAUUGGACAAAUAUUUAGUCACUAAUGCCACAAAAGAUAAAAUAGAAGAAGCUGUAACCAAAUUUUGUGAUAGCCUGCCUGCCGAAAUAAAAGCUUUCUGUGAUGAAUACAAAGAUAAGAUAAUUCAGGCACUAAUUGAUGGCGUAACUGGGGAUGAAAUUUGCAAGCUUAUAAAACUGUGCACAGCAAAAACUGAAGAAUACUUUUCACAAGUUCCAGUUCCAAAAAUUCAAGAAGUUGCUGAUGAAGUCGGGAACCAAAACGGAGGCAAAUAUUGUGACAUCUGUGAAAUCUUAAUGGGUAUCAUCGACACCCAAAUUUCCAUGAACAAAAGCAGCAAAGAAAUUAACUCAACAAUUUAUACCAUAUGUCAAUUAUUUUCACGUGACGUCAUGAUCGUAUGUGAAGCAAUUGCGCCAACCAUUGUGAAGAAGAUUGAAGGAGGAUUCGAUCCACAAACUGCAUGCAAAGACAUUAGACUUUGCGCCGAUACAUUUUCAGGGGUUCUGGACGAUUCCUGGCUAGAUGUCGUAAAUCAGCUAAAAGAACAGAAUGAUAUGAACAAAAAUUUAGAGGAUGCAAAAUGUGAACUCUGUGAAUUCCUUAUAAAUAUAAUAGAUCAAGAAUUGGGACAGAACGCUUCAUUGGAUAAAAUAAACAACACUAUCUAUUCUGUAUGUAACUUGCUUCCGGAUGCAAUCAAAGCUACAUGUGAACUCGUUGCACCUACGAUAGUGAAAGAAUUGGCUAAUGGGCUUGAUCCAUUGAAGACUUGUGAAAAAGUGAAGUUAUGCACAAAUGGCACACUUAAUACAGGUUUGCUACAAGGAUUGAAGGAGCACGUCAACAGGGUUAUAAGGGGUCCCUCUGUGUCAGCCCCACAGGAUGCAAAGUGUGAACUUUGCGAAUUCCUUGUAACCAUAAUUGACAAAGAACUCGGUCAAAAUGCUUCGCUAGAAAAAAUUAACAGUACCAUUUAUGGGCUGUGCAAUCUGCUCCCAGCAGCAAUAAAGCCAGAGUGUGAACUUAUUGCACCUUCCAUUGUAAAGGAAUUAGCAAAAGGUCUCGAUCCUCUGAAGACAUGUGAAACCGUUAAACUGUGUACAAAUGGAUCACGUGGUUAUGAUCAAGAAGAAGAAUCAAGAAAGGAAAUUGAAAAUGAAGCUAAGCGAGUAAAGGACAGUCUUGGGUGUCAAGUUUGUGAGUUUGUGGUACAGAUUGUGGAUGAAUAUAUCAAGAACAACUCCACAGGCGAGAGCAUCAAUACCACUGUCUAUAAAAUUUGUGCUCUGUUGCCAGAACCUAUCCAAGAUUUGUGUAAUCAAGCUGCUCCACAGAUAGUAAAAACAAUAGAAGAUGGCGUAGAUCCUAAAAAGGUGUGCACCGAAAUCAAACUAUGUCAGAGUGGAGCCAGAACAAUGUCCUUGACCAUACAAGGUGUAUCUUGUGAAAUGUGCCAUGGACUUGUCGAAGCCGUCUUACCCAGCCAGUACACAGAACUACUAGCAGUAAAAUUAUGUGAGAUCACGUGUCCACGUGAGCAGGUUCGACACCGGAGGUCCGUAGUGAAGAAGAUGUCUCAUUUCGAGGCUGAUCUCUUUAGAGCGGGGACAGAGAAAAUUAAAGUCAAAGUUGGCAGGGACAUUGAAUGCGAUGUAUGUACUUGGCUUGCGGAGGCCACAAAUAUAUUCCUUAAGGACAAUAAGACGGAAGAUUCCAUUGAAAAGUAUCUCGACGCCAUUUGCAAAUUUAUACCAGAGCCAUACAGUAAAACGUGUCAAGAUACUGUUCCUCUGAUAAUCAAAGAGUUGGAACAUGGUUUUGAACCCGAAAAACUAUGCAAAGAGUUAGUUCCAGAAGACUGCAAAAACGUAACCAAAGUGUUGGGAGAUAUGCCGGAAGUUUUUUCAUUUGUCCAGGAAAUCGAAGAGCCGAGUCAGAAAUGUGACCUUUGCAAAAAGGUCAUGAAGAUUUUUGCAGACGAACUUGAUAAAGAUGACGCCAAGGUUCUAGCUUACAUCGAAGACAUCUGCCAUCGCCUUCCAAACCCAACAAACAACGCUUGUUUAAAUUUCGUAAGCACAGAAUACACUGUGAUAGCUGAGAAGAUCAUUCAGAAGCUCUUAGACCCGACACAGGUGUGCGAGAUGGUCAAAGUUUGUCCUGAGGAGUAACAGACUGGGUGACGUUCGAAUCAAAGACUUCGAGUUUUGUUAUUAUACGCCAACAGUUGGGCAUGUUAUUAAAGUCGAUACAUUCUUGUUCGUUAAUAUUAAUUGAAACAUUUAUACCAUCAACACAAUAUUUGUGUCGUUAAAAUGAUUCAUUUUUGGUUUUGUUGUACUUUGAGGUAUGUUUACAUAUGUAUUAAUUGAUGCAAUUUACCACCGAAACGAAAAACAUUGUACAUAACUAACUUUUUGAUAAACAUGUUUACACUACAAUAAAUUUGAGUGAUGUGUAAACAGAAAUGUUUUUAAUAAAAUGAUGCUUCGUGAU